UGGUGGGGUUUAGGCUUUCUGUGUAGCAAUGUAGUCCUUGUCUCCGUCCCUCUCUUCCUCGUAAACUACUAAUUGACUAUGCAGCGUGGGUUGCUGACAGAUACCAGGACUAAUGAAAGAGACCGCAACGGGAAAUGCGCUGUUUAAAAUAAUCAUGGAGAAUGAAUUGUUAAACCAUCCUCAUAAUAAUAACAUGGUAAAUGGACAUCAGGAUGCUCCCUAUGAUGCUCUUAGCAUGAAGAAUGAUGCAGAAAUGCUGGAACAGAUAAAACAGCUUCUAAUGGAAAAUAAUAAUCUAAAAGAAACCAUGAAGCAAAUGAAUCAGGAGAUGAAAGAACGCCUUGAAGAGCUCUUAAAGAGACAUAAUCAGCAUUUGUUAGACUUGAACAGUGCAAACGAGGUGUUGAGGAAGGAAUUGCAAAGUUUAAAAGAAAAGAUUGCCACAUCUAACCAAGGUUCGGCAGUUUGCUCUACUUCUGAGGAAGCAAGUGAAAACAAACAGCUGAAGAAUCAGUUAACGCGUUUACAGGCGGAGAAAGCCGACCUACUUGGUCUAAUAUCAGAAUUGCAGCUGAAACUCGGCAGUUUUUCUGAAGACUCAUUUGUGGAAAUCGGAUUUUCUGAAAGGGAAUCUGGUGAAAUAGUGAAUGAAGAAAAGGCAAAUAAAAUAUUGUCUGACCAUAAUAUUUCAUAUAGGACAAAUUCUAUCAAGGAAGAAGGGGGUGGCACUGAACCAGAAGAGGUGGCAAUCAGCAGGCUUCUUCGCAGUCUAAGAGAGGAAACUCAAAAAGUGGAGAGACUUGAGAAGGAAUUAUUUAGUGCAAAUAAAAGGUUGGCAGAACUAGAAAAACAAACCUCUGAAUUCUGUGACAAGGGCGUGCAAACAGAGCAAGAAUCUGAACAGAGUCAAUCUGAAGUGAUUAUUUCUAGUGAAGUAGAUAUACUAAAGGAGAAAGUGAAGUCACUAAAUAAAGAACUCCAGGAAACCAAUGAUAAAUUAAAUGAGGCCAAACAGUUCAAGAACAGUCUUCAAGAAAAGUGCAUUUUGCUAGAUAAGAGACUUCAAGAAAACCAGGUUGAUUUGGAGGAAAAGCAAAGUCUUAGAUAUUCUAUAAAGAAAUUAGAACUCCAAGUGGAAAGUCAAGAGUCUGAAAUCAAACUAGAACAAAACAAAACAGAGGCUGAAAAAAAUCAACUAGGCAUCUUGCAGGUUUCAUAUGAUAAACUUAACUCAGAAUAUCAAGAACUAAGGAUUAGAGAGAUUGAAAAAGUUUCCAAAGUUGAGUUUAAUGAGCUGCUUGAAAAGCUGGAUGUAUGUGAAAAGGCACUUGCAAAAAAACAAUUUGAAAUUGAUGAAAUGAGAGAAAUGGACACAAAACACGAGGAGGAUAAAGAAACAAUUGAACUUCUUCGUGCUCAGGUUGACGUGUACUGUGCAGAUUUCCAUGCUGAAAGAUCAGCAAGAGAAAACAUUCAUCAAGAGAAGGAGCAGUUAGCAACUCGUCUGGCAUAUAUGAUACAAGAAUAUGAAAAACUGAAGGAAGAAAUGAUGGGCAAGCAGUCAAUAGAGCAGCUCCAGAGGCGCCAUGGUGCCACAAGCUUAUUGGAUGCCAGUGAGGGUCCUUAUUUAGUGGCAAGAGGGGCAGCCAACAUGGAGCAGCCAAGUAUUACUGUGUAUACAUGUCCAAAAUGUAACCUGACUGUUCCAGACAUGGAUACGCUGCAGAUUCACGUCAUGGACUGUAUCACCUAAGACCAAAGUCUCCAUUUGGGCCACUGAAUUCCUUCCUUUUAGAAGUGGGAUAUAUAUUUUAUUACAAAGCACUUUACCAAACACAGAUUUGUACUUAAAGCUUUGAUUUUUGCUUUCAACAUCGAGGUCCUAAAGAUAGUUCUCUCUAAUAUGAUUUGUACUCUGCAGAUUUCCUAUUACACAAUAGCAAACAUGGAAAAUACUCAAACACCUACUGUUAAAUAACCUGGAAUGUCAUUUGGAUCCUUAUACUGAACCAGUGCUCUUACUUUAACUUUUUACUGUUAAGUUUAAUAAAUGCAAUAAAUGCAUUUUCUUUACUGACCUCUGUGCAUAGGUGUUUAUGAAUAGAGGGACUUCUUAGUUUUCCCAAAAUACAACUAAAUGAAAGAACAGUGACCUUAAAAGGAAGACUAUUAUACUAAAGAAGUAGUUCUUAACUUUAUUCAUCCAGGACUGAAAUUCUUAUCCUAGUAACCUCCCAUGCUUUUCCCAUAUGGUACAGGUACUUAACGGUACAUUGACAAUUUAAAGUUUUCUGUAAAAACCGGUUAUUAAAAUGCACUAAACUACAGUGUAUGCAUAAUAAAUAUUUCAAAUAUUUUUUUUCUUACA
Xenopus laevis (African clawed frog) is the source of this 2368-nucleotide messenger RNA. It is a transcript of the gene optn.L, whose product is annotated as optineurin L homeolog. Gene Ontology annotation, cellular component: autophagosome; recycling endosome; Golgi apparatus. Lineage: Eukaryota; Metazoa; Chordata; Amphibia; Anura; Pipidae. The transcript has 14 exons. The record is from RefSeq and is a predicted model, not a curated record. Gene Ontology annotation, molecular function: K63-linked polyubiquitin modification-dependent protein binding. Gene Ontology annotation, biological process: Golgi ribbon formation; protein localization to Golgi apparatus; regulation of canonical NF-kappaB signal transduction. Bases 113 to 1753 code for a protein of 546 amino acids.